AUGGCCUUGACAGCGUUAUUGGCAUUGCUGAUCAGUUUUUGUAUUGUACUAGCCCCUACAGCCUUCCUUAUGACUGUUUGCAUCUAUCUCUGGCAACUUCGAUGGAAUCGAAAGGGAGACAAGAGUUGUCAUCUCCUUCUCCCUCCAGGAUCGAUGGGGCUUCCGAUAGUUGGUGAAACAUUCCAUUGGUUCUUGCAGGGCUCUGGUUUCCAUGCCUCCAGAAGGAAACAGCAUGGGAAUGUGUUCAAAACCCACUUGCUCGGCCAGCCAGUCGUGCGUGUCACUGGUGCAGAGCACCUACGUCAGUUGCUGUUGGAAGAGCACAAUUUGGUUGGUGUUAAUUGGCCACAGAGUGUCCAAGCGAUCCUGGGAUCCAGCAGCCUGGCAAACUCCAUUGGGAAAGUCCAUCAACACAGGAGGAAGAUCUACGCUCGGGUUUUCAGCUAUGCUGCUUUGGAGAGUUACUUGCCACGAAUCAAGGAGGUGGUGGUGGAGACAGUGAGAAACUGGUGUGCCAGGGAAGGCCCUAUCAGGGUUUACCCAGAAAGCAGGAAGCUCACCUUCCGUAUAGCAGUGGCUGUUCUGCUGGGAUCGUCACCGGCUGAGGAGAAGAUGAUCGAUCUGCUCACCACCUUCGAGCAACUUACCAAAAACAUUUUCUCCUUGCCCCUGGAUCUCCCGGGCUCGGGAUACAGAAAGGGUAUACAAGCUCGGAACAGACUGCAUGAAUACUUUGGAAGGGCCAUAGAGGAUAUGCUUCAGUCUACUCCUGAAUAUCCAACAGCACUUGGCAUUCUGAUACAGAGCAGCAAAGAACAUGGGAUGGAUAUAAACACGCAGGAACUGAAGGAGGCGUUGGUGGAGCUGAUGUUUGCGUCCUGUUCUACAACUGCCAGUGCGUGUACGUCCCUUGUCCUGCAGCUGCUGAAGAAUCCAGAGAUCCUCGCCAAGUUGAGGUGCGAUCUCCAGGCGAAAGGAUUCCAGUCUGAAAAUGCAGCAAUGCUGCGUCUUAGUGAAUUCAGCCACCCGCAGUACCUGAGCAAUGUAAUCAAGGAAGUGCUGAGGCUUUUGCCCCCUGUAUCAGGGGGGUAUCGGGUGGCACUGCAGACCUUCGAGCUGGGAGGUUUUCAGAUUCCCAAAGGAUGGAGUGUCAUGUACAGCAUCCAAGACACACACAACACCGCCCCUAUAUUUCAACGGCCCGAAAUAUUCGAUCCAGACAGAUUUGCUAAUGGCCUAACAAAGGGCAAGGAUGCGCGCUUUCAGUACCUGCCGUUUGGUGGAGGCGUUCGACGUUGUCUUGGCAAAGAGCUUGCCAAACUCAUCCUGAAAGUCUUUGCCAUUGAGUUAGCCAAUAGCUGCCACUGGGAGCUGGCCACUCGAACGUUUCCCAAGAUGCUCUUGGUGCCAGUGGUUCACCCAACAGAUGGGCUGAAAGUACAGUUUACAGCUCAGCUCCACAAAAAAAGUGCAGCUACUGAGGUUAAUUUGGAGUAG
Rhincodon typus (whale shark) is the source of this 1497-nucleotide messenger RNA. RefSeq names its product cytochrome P450 26B1-like. The record is from RefSeq and is a predicted model, not a curated record. Bases 1 to 1497 code for a protein of 498 amino acids. The transcript is spliced from 6 exons. NCBI's taxonomy places the organism in Eukaryota, Metazoa, Chordata, Chondrichthyes, Orectolobiformes, Rhincodontidae. Gene Ontology annotation, molecular function: iron ion binding; monooxygenase activity; oxidoreductase activity, acting on paired donors, with incorporation or reduction of molecular oxygen. Gene Ontology annotation, biological process: sterol metabolic process.